Molecule: messenger RNA, 609 nt
Organism: Penicillium waksmanii
Lineage: Eukaryota; Fungi; Ascomycota; Eurotiomycetes; Eurotiales; Aspergillaceae
Exons: 1
Coding region: 1-609 (202 amino acids)
Source: RefSeq, a predicted model, not a curated record
AUGGCCCGCCCCUAUGAAACAAUCCCAUCAACCACAUUACCAGGCUUACGGUUCCUAAAGUCCUUCCUCCCUGCAGUUGUCACCCUCGACCCAACAAUCCACCCAUUGUCACCAUUCUUCACCUCAAACGCCCCCAAUCUCAUCUGUAGCAAUCCACCAAGUACAGCCAGCACCACAAUCCCACUCCUCGAAGUACGAAGUCGCCAUCUAUCCCACCCCCAGGACCAAGUGCAUAUAGCAUGGGACACCGAUCUCUCGCAGCGUGACAGUGCCAGUACCGCCCUCGCCAAUAUAACAGAAAAUAACCCCGAACAUGGGACCUCUGAUAAAAUGACGCUCUAUGCGCUACUUCCGGGUCCGAUGCGUCUUAAUCGAACAGUAAUGUUUGAAGCGACGAGCAGUGCGGUGUUCAAGAAUGACCCGGAUGAGUUUGUUGUUAAGGUUCGCGAAUUCAAUAUUUUUUUGGGUUUGGAGGGCAAAGAGCAGGAUGAUCUACAGGUUGUUGAGAUGAGGAUUUUUAUGGAUAGGAAGCCUGUUCAGGCGCGUGCGCAGCAGUUGAAUGCUGGGAUUGCUUUUGGUGAAGGAGCUAGGGAGGCGGAGCCUUCGUGA